Molecule: messenger RNA, 3381 nt
Organism: Conger conger (European conger)
Lineage: Eukaryota; Metazoa; Chordata; Actinopteri; Anguilliformes; Congridae
Gene: cfap221
Product: cilia and flagella associated protein 221
Exons: 24
Coding region: 87-2687 (866 amino acids)
Biological process (GO): cilium assembly; cilium movement
Cellular component (GO): cilium
Source: RefSeq, a predicted model, not a curated record
CAGUAAGUGUUUGGUGGAAGUUGGAAAUAACAGUCCGGAUGGCAUGUUUCAUCCUGGAAAUCAGAGAAUAAGAGCACCAGGCUGCAAUGGAGGUGGUGCAUUCCACCCCAGAAUCCUUCCAAAGAAGCUUCCAGAAGCUUCCUCUGGGGCAGCUGGUGGAGGAGACAAGGAUGGGGCUGGACGUGCCACAUCACCUACUGGAAACCAAAGUCUUUUCCAAACUCCAGGGUAACGAUGUCAUACAAGCCGAGCCUUCUGCGAUUCACUUUGGCGGCUUCGAGGUGGGGUCAGAUUACCAGAGGGUCUUGAAACUCAUCAACAUUUCCUCUGAAGUGGUGAACAUCCACAUUAUACCCACCCAAACAAAGCACUUUCAAACAAAGUAUUCAAAAAAGUGUCGGCUGGUCCCAGGACUCUCCUAUACAGUGAAAGUGCAUUUCAGCCCAGAUGAAUGGCGGUACUUUUAUGAUUCCAUUCGGAUUCACUGCAAGGGCGACGAGAACCUCCUGGUACCUGUCCACGCUUACCCCGUCAUCAACGAUUUGGAAAUACCUCCCCAUGUCCGCCUGCCACCCGUCCCGCUGGGUCAGAGCGUCGGCCACUGCAUUCCCUUGAGCUGCAGCUGCCCGAUAGACUUUGAGUUCCAGGUGUACUGCAUCGAGCCACACAAGGCCUUCAGCAUCCAGCCUCUCUCAGGGGUCAUCCCAGCGAACGGGAGGGUGACAGUAACGGUGACAUUCACGCCGCUGGAGUAUGGCACUGCCCAGACCACCCUGCAGCUGGUCAUCUCUCAGUUCAACUCCAAGCCUUACGUCUGCACCAUCACGGGGACCUGCUCUCCGUACCUGGGCCUCGGUGAUGGUAUGGGUGACACACAGGGCAGUGUGUCACUGAAAGAGCUCCUGGAUCCUCAGUCCAUCUCACCACUGCACCUGUCCAGGACCAAGAGGAAGCUCCUGGGUCCAGCCCAGACCCAGGCCCAAACCCAGGCCCAGACCCAGACCCAAACCCAAACCCAGGCCCAGGCCCAGACCCUGGGCCCUCGCAAGAGGGAGAGGGAGCCGCAGGGCCUGAAACCUGCUAUCGAUGUGAGCACGCCUGCUGGAGUGGCCAAGGUGCUGAUGCAGAGGCAGGACAAGCUGACCUCCAAAGACCUGAGAGAAGCGAUGUCCCAGGCCAAGGCGCGGUCCCUGUCCAGACAGAUGAAGGAAGCUUUAUUUGAAAGCAAAGUCCGCCAGGACGUGCAGGAAGAGAGGGCCAAUACUUUGAGAUGGCAAGUUCAUCUUGGGAGGGACCCAGUCUCCACUGAGACCAGGAAGCAGAUUUUUGAAGAAAGAGAGUUGGCCAUUGGCGAAUAUAAGAUUAGACGAGAGGACGUGGCAGAGGCGGUCUGCGUCCAGGACCGGACGCGGUUGUCUCUUCGGCGUGUCCUGCGUGCCACUGGACAGCUGCCAGAUUAUGUCCCAGAAUUCCACAGCUUUCCCAGCAGCCCGCUGGAGGUCAGACAGAGGGCCCUGUCACUCUUCCAGCAAGCUGCCCGAAAGGUGCUGAUCCGCUGUCGCCUGGUCAGCCGUCUUUCGUCCCUGAAGCAGGCAGUGCGCAGGAUGAAGAGGCAGGCUCGCAGUGACACACCUGCAGCAGAUGAUGACGAGAAGCCCCUCCCUCUGAAACUGUCCCGGGACAAUCUGCACCACUUCUCCUUUCCCACCUUCACCUGUCUGGAUCACCUGGAUGAGCUCACCCCUCAUGCCCUGGGCCAAGUUCCGGUGAAGCCUGUCUCACUUCUGAUAACAGCCCAUGUCCCCUUCUUCAAGCUCAAGGUUCCUCAGCACUACAGGUUGAUGGGCUAUCAGCAGGUGUCACCUCUACAGGCGUGGGAGGGCUCUGCUCCCAGUAUCUCAACCCGACCGCUACGCUCAGGAGCUGAGGAUGAACUCCUGCCCGCGGUGAUAACAUCUCCAGCAGAAUGCGGUCUCCCAGAAUCGGAGGGGCCCGGACAGAGCUGGCAGGACCAGGCUGUGGAGCUGAAAGAGACCACCGCCCUGAGUUUCAGUGCCCCCCCUGCCCUGCUGCGGCCCCCGAAUGCCCACCCCCUCAGAAUCUUUAACCCGGCCCCAGGCCUACAGGCCUACAAGCAGCCCCCCCGCUACCUGGAGUGUGACCCCGAGUUCCACCUGUGUCCUUUACCGAGGCACCCCGUUCCCAAAGGACCUAACGUGGGGGUCCAUGCACCCAGCACCCAGAGGAAGUUCCUGGACCGGACGGAAGUGAUCCGAGGGGUGAUGACCUGGAAGAAGUUCCAGUCAGCAGCCUUGUCCUCUCUGUCCAGCCCUCCUGCUCUGACCAGCUCCUGGACGCCACGCAUGGCUGAUGCCUUUAAUGAAGACCUGCUCCCCAGCUCAGCACCUCCUGCCCUGGCCUGCCUGCCUGAGGAGCUGAAGGAGGACGUGAUGGAUGGGCUAUCUGAAAGCAAGGGAGUAGCUCUAACCCCAGAGAUGCUGAGAGCGGAGUUUCCCCUGCCGGAGAGCGCCCGCAUCGCACAGCUGAAGGACGGGACCACCAAAGACCACCGACAAGUGAGAGCGCAGGAGAAGGACCAGGCUCAGCCCAGUAAACUGGCCCCCAAAGUGCAGGCAAGACUGAGGGGCUUGAAGGCCCUGGCAACGGCGGACUUCUUCCCGCAGUGAUGCUCACCGCACUCUUAAAUCACGCGGAUGAGGUGAUGAUAAAUGUAUAAACACAGUACCUUCCAGUUCUCUGUAUAAUUUAAUGCAGUGGAUGAAACCUGUAGCGGCACAGAUCAUGUCCCCCCCCGGAAUCCAUUCCCCCUGGAAUCCCAUUCCCUUUGUUCUGUUUUCAUUGCCAUCUAAACCACAGUGGAGCGCCGCUACAGAAAACUGUGGGAAGGGUCGACCGUCAUGACGGAUGGCGGAGUUAUGUGCGGAUGAACCAUUUUAAUAUUUUGUAAGCUUGGGAUUAAGUGUAUAGACCCUUUGUUUUUCCAUAAGCACAAGUUCAUAGUUGUAUGCAGCAACAAUUUCAGGGUCUCAUCUCAUGUUUCUGUUAAAACUCAAACUCAGCUUGUGUAGUGUCUUGCCUGUCCCUUGGAAUUCUAGUCUAAAUAUCAUGAGCAAAUUGUUAUAUGUUAAUAUUUAUAACAUGUCUAAAUACUAUUUAUUUAACCCCUGACUGAUUAUUGAAUUGCUUGCAAGUACUGGUAGUGCUAGGGAGUAUGAGGGUAUCCAAAAAUAAGGGACACACAAAGAUCUUGUGAUUCAGUGAAAUAAUUUUAUAAGUGCAUGUAACAGGUAAAAAUGUAAAUGUUGUGCACUAGUUAUCUGAUACAUUUAAGCUCACUUCUCAUUAUGGUUUUAUAUAACA